Messenger RNA from Leucoraja erinaceus (little skate), 3103 nucleotides. Its product is annotated as transcription factor SOX-30-like. The transcript is spliced from 6 exons. Gene Ontology annotation, cellular component: nucleus. The coding region runs from base 166 to 1926 and encodes 586 amino acids. NCBI's taxonomy places the organism in Eukaryota, Metazoa, Chordata, Chondrichthyes, Rajiformes, Rajidae. Gene Ontology annotation, molecular function: sequence-specific double-stranded DNA binding; DNA-binding transcription factor activity, RNA polymerase II-specific. The record is from RefSeq and is a predicted model, not a curated record. Gene Ontology annotation, biological process: regulation of transcription by RNA polymerase II.
CGUCACCCCCCCUGGCGAUUGUGACGGCGGCCGGGGCACGUGCCGGGCCAAUGAUUUUCAAAAAGGUUCGAUCCGUUUGUUACCAACGAAACAAACCCAACAAAAGGGCGAGUGAGUGAGGGUGGAGUGAAGGAGGACCCCAUUGACUGAGAUCACAAUAAAAUAAUGAUCACAAUGGAGGCAUCUCUGAAUAAAACAAUCCAGAGUGAAAAUAAAUAUGUUUCAGGGUUAAGCUCAAGAAAGGAUUAUGGUGAUCAAAAUAUUGCUGGCCAACAUAUGACUGAAAAGAUAAAAAUAGAAGAUGAUGACCAUUAUAAACCUUCUGGUUCCAACAGGGGAACUCAGCAGACUAAAGAUUUAUUGUUCUUAAAGGAUCUGAAUGGAACUGAUGGGUCACAACAUACAGAUCUGAAACUUCCAAUAACUUUGCACCCACUUCCACCUGGAAUUAAACUUCAGCUUCAAGGUUCAACUUCCACUUGCGAUGUGGUCAAAUUUGCCAAAUUAUCUGGAUCACUAGCAUCAAACAAUUUGGGCGACAUUAGGCUACAGACACAAGUGGACCCAUCCUUGAAGAUCAACACUAUCAAUGUUCCUCUUACUGUACCUCCUACUGAAGCAGAAAUCAAUGAUAUGCCACCUUCCAAAGACAGAAGUGGGCACAUAAAACGCCCCAUGAAUGCAUUUAUGGUUUGGGCACGGAUUCAUAGACCAUCAUUAGCCAAGGCGAACCCCAAUGCUAAUAAUGCUGAAAUUAGUGUCCAACUUGGCCUGGAGUGGAAUAAACUGACUGAAGAACAGAAGAAACCUUAUUAUGAUGAGGCGCAAAAAAUAAAAGAGAAACACAGGGAAGAAUUUCCUGGUUGGGUGUACCAGCCACGACCAGGCAAAAAAAAACGAUUUGCAUUGGGUGUCCCUUCAAAUGUCUUUCCUGGCAGUGGUCAAAAUAUUGUUUCUACAACUCCAGCAACAAUCUAUCCCUAUCGACCAGCUACCUACUCAGUAGUUAUUCCAAAUUUGCAGACAAAUGUCAACCGUUCGUCAGUUAUUGGUCAGAGCCAGUCUUUGCGCAUGCCAGUUACUCAAGGUCCUCGUCCAAAUUCAAUUAUACUUUAUCCACAAACAAAUCCCGUCCAGGUUGGUCUGUCUACUCAAAAUAUUUCCAGCCACCCCGCUGUGCCGGUUAGCUGUCCACCGGGACACAGUAGGAAUGAGGUGCAUCACGAGGUCCCGGGUCCUAGUGCAGUAUCAAAUUGUGCAGAGCAAAGGAUACCAACAAUGUCAGUGGAUGUUGGCAAACGAAAUUCUUCCAGUGAAAUGAACAACACCCAUAACAGAGGUGCAAUGCCUGAAGUCCAACCACAAAAGGAGGUCCCCACAGCGCCCAACUGCCCCAGAAAUGCAUCAUCAAUACCUUCAGCAACUCUUCCACACCCACAUGCCUACCAGCAUCCACCGAUGGGACAUGCUGCUAAUCUGUUUGGAGCUGCUGCCCGAUUUCCUUUUCACCAUCCUUAUUUCUUGCCUGGACCACCCUACUUUCCUUCAAGUACUUGUCCAUAUAGCAGACCACCCUAUGGCUACGGUGAUUUUGCAAACAGCAUGUCUGAAUGCCUAGGCUACUACGAAGACCGAUACCAGAAGCACGAGGCAAUGUUCUCCGCACUGAAUAGAGACUACCCUUUCCGGGAGUACCCAGAUGAUUGUCAACGCAAUGCAGACUCCAGGAGCAAUAGCAGCAUCGAGGAAGGGCCCCACUCAAACAACCUGGGAGGAGAAGAGUAUCUGAACUCGGUGCCACAGCUGGACGUUGGAGCACUGGAGAAUGUAUUCACAACCCCAAUGUCUGCUCCUUCACAGCCUCAACGAGUGGAGAUGGUCCACAGUGAUGAUGAACAAGAAGGCAAAGUUUUAAAAAGCCUGUAGCUAAAAACAAAUCUAUUCAAUUUGUUUUAAACCUACCAUCAGAAAAAAAGUAUCUCUGUGGAAUGAUGAUUCUUUUAUUUAUAAUAAAUCAAACUGAGAAUUCACAGUUUUGUCUCCACAUGGGAGCAAUUGAUGUUUAUAACAUCUAUGCAUGAAAAUACCGAGCAGUUAAAAUAUAACUUUCGCACACAAAAAAUAUAAAAAAGAAAAAAUUGUUGGUGUUACAUGUUGUUAUUGACACAUUUUAAAAUACCUUCAGUAACCUUAUGAUUUACUUUCCAAAUUCAGUUGAAACACACCUAACUGCUAGUUAGUGCUCGUGAUUCUGGUUUUUGCACAUCAACUUCUGUAAGUGUUGUUCAUAUUGUUAUAGUUUCUUUUUGAGUUAUAUUUUAAUAAACUAACAUUAAACCUACAUUUUUUUUAACAAUUGUUUUUCUUAAUAGCUCCCUUGUCACGUUUGAUAAAGUUGCAGUUCAUUAUGGCUUAUUUUAAAAAUCUGUCCAUACCAUUAUGCUACUUGAUGUGCCCAGAAUGUCACGUCGUAUGACUGUCCAUCACUCACGAUUCUUCUGUAUGAUUAUCUUCCCAACAAAAGCUGUUCCAUCAGCAGGGAGACGGGGGAGGUCUGAUGCCAAUUGCUCCCCGAGUUCUUCUUCCACAACUCCAAGCACCAGAGUAGAACUAGCAUAGUGCCCAAACAGUGAGGUGACCUUCCCACCCCCCGAAAACCCCGUGCCAUGGAGAGUGGUAGACAGAGAGGUCUAAAGAGAAGGAGGACAUUUUCCAAAAGAGGCCGAUUUUAGUUUCUGCAUUCAUUUAAUCCCAGCAAUUUUUAAUUUUGUUACCGUAUUUAUUAUAAGCCAUCAAGGACUGCCUAGCCUUCAAAUUGCUGUAUUUUUGAUUAGAGGGAGCUUUCUUAAUUCAGCAUAUUGCAUGGAAGUUUAACAGUAUUAUAAAAUCUGUGGUAUAAACCAAUUUGUUUUAUUUAAUCUUUUUAAAAGAGUAGUGGUAGUUCAGAACAUUCCUGAAUUGAUGGUGAUUAAGGGAACGGAAUCAAUUUGCCAUCCCUAAUUUGUAACAUUAUCACAUAUUCAUAUAUAUUGUUUUAAUAAAUAUUUAUAUUUAUUGCAGUCCACCUCUCAUGUGUUUUUAUUGCUUGAAUAAAGAUGAUUUU